AUGUCAGAGGAUCUCUACGCCAUGCCAGACAUGACCAAGAAGGUCAGAUUUCGGGCGGACAAAAAGGCGGAUGGACCUGUGGAAAUCUGUGACAGCUGCGACAACGCCACAAUUUACGAUAACUACUGUGCGGAAGAGCUCAAACCACCGAACGGGGAAGAAAACAGGACCCAAGAUCAACAGCAAACUGUUCCACAGAACAUAAAGUCCAAAGAGAGGGAUCUUCGUGGACCUGCUGCAGUGUUUCUGGGAAUUCUGUGUCUUUUCCUCCUGAUCACAGUCGUCACCCUGUUGGUCUUGUUGGUUCAGGUUGAAAAGAGCUGGACCGCUGAGAGGAAUCAGCUGUAUGAGGAGAAGGUCAACCUGUUCACAGAGAGAACAGAGCUGCUGAAGAAUAACACCGAACUAAAGGGGCUCAACGCAAACCUCACCAGGAAGAGUGAAGAAUUACAGCGGCUGAAUGAUCAACAUUUUAAAGAAGGAUGGGUGUAUUUCCGUUCCAGCUUCUAUCAUAUUUCCUUCAGCAAGAAAACCUGGCGGGAGAGUCGAAAUGACUGUCUGAGCAGAGGCGCUGACCUGAUGAUUAUAGACAGCCAAGAAGAACAGAGAAAGUCAGACUUCAGCAUGUCAGAGGAUCUCUACACCACGCCAGACUUCACCAAGAAGGUCAGAUUUCGGGCAGAAAAAAAGGCGGAUGGACCUGUGGAAAUCUGUGACAGCUGCGAUAACGCCACAAUUUACGAUAACUACUGUGCGGAAGAGCUCAAACCACCGAACGGGGAAGAAAACAGGACCCAAGAUCAACAGCAAACUGUUCCCCAGAACAUAAACUCCAAAGAGAGGGAUCUUCGUGGACCUGCUGCAGUGUUUCUGGGAAUUCUGUGUCUUUUCCUCCUGAUCACAGUCGUCACCCUGUUGGUCCUGUUGGUUCAGGUUGAAAAGGGCUGGACCGCUGAGAGGAAUCAGCUGUACGAGGAGAAGGUCAACCUGUUCACAGAGAGAACAGAGCUGCUGAAGAAUAACACCGAACUAAAGGGGCUCAACGCAAACCUCACCAGGAAGAGUGAAGAAUUACAGCGGCAGAAUGAUCGGCUAUUUCAAGAAGGAUGGGUGCAUUUCCGUUCCAGCUUUUAUUACAUUUCCUCCACUGAGAAAACCUGGCAGAAGAGUCAAGAUGACUGUCUGAGCAGAGGGGCUGACCUGACGAUUGUAGACAGCCGAGAAGAACAGGACUUCUUAAGAAGACUUUCCAAGGUAAUGUGGAUUGGACUGACUGACAGAGCAGAGGAAAGGACGUGGCGAUGGGUGGACGGGACUGUGCUGAACACAAGCUACUGGUCCGAUCGACAGCCCAACAACUGGCGGGGAAAGCAAGAUUGUGCAGAAGUACAGACGAGUGAUGUGGAAAACAACUGGAAUGAUGCUCGAUGUGAUAGUCAAAAUUACUGGGUUUGUGAGAAGAAAGUGGCUCCAUAAGGCAGCAUCCCAGGUUGAUGUUGAGCUCUUCAUCAGUUGAGAUCAAACCAGACAGAAUAAAAAAAUGAAGCUCUUUUGCAAUUCUCUGCAGUCCUCCUUAGAUUUACAGGCACACAAAUUUUGAAGAGUUAAAUAAAGAAUGUCUUUUUUACCAGUAUGUUAGAGUAAAGAGAGGAAGGCAUCUUCCUGAUAAUGGAUGCUUUUGAUACUGUAGUGGAGCCAGAGUGGGGGCAAGGGGGCAGUCAUCCCAGGGCUCACAAGGUCAUAGGACCCGGUUUCAUGUGAUGUGUUCACAUUUAACUGGAAAUAAAUUAUUAUAAUAAAAUGUGCAGUGUGUGUGAGAAGGUAUACGCAUGUGUGGGUUCCAAUUUGCCAAUUCUUACAUUACAACUGUCCAUGAAUACAUCAGAGCUGUAAGCCAGCACUAAUUGGCUGUGUGGCAUUAACAAGUUUUUUCGUUGCACUUGAUCUGAACUCUUUGGA
Molecule: messenger RNA, 1959 nt
Organism: Salarias fasciatus (jewelled blenny)
Lineage: Eukaryota; Metazoa; Chordata; Actinopteri; Blenniiformes; Blenniidae
Exons: 10
Coding region: 1-1476 (491 amino acids)
Biological process (GO): stimulatory C-type lectin receptor signaling pathway; positive regulation of natural killer cell mediated cytotoxicity
Source: RefSeq, a predicted model, not a curated record